AUGGAUGAACUCAAUGAGGAAGGUGUGAUUGAAAUGUCUGAAUGCUUGAAGCAUCUAAAUACCUUCAAGGAGAUUCCACCUAGUGAUGCAAAUCAUGAAGAGUUAAAAGGUGAUAGCACACUAGUGAGCACUAUGCUGGAGCUGAAAAUACUUUCAAUUCACCUCAAAUAUGUCUUUUUGGAGCCAAAUGGUGAAAAACCAAUCAUCAUUAGUAACUCGUUGGAUCAAAUGGAAGAAGAAAAAUUGAUUAAAGUCUUGCAGGUUCAUAAGGAAGCUAUAGGGUGGCCCAUUUCUGACCUUAAAGGCAUCAAUCCAGCCUACUGCAUGCAUAAAGUAAACAUGGAGAGUGAUUACAAACUAGUAGCUCAGCCUCAAAGAAGACUAAAUCCCGUUAUGAAAGAGAAGGUGAGAAAAGAGGUUCUAAAGCACUUAGAAGCUGGCAUGAUAUAUCCAAUUUCAGACAAUGAGUGGGUGAUCCCCGUACAAGUCAUGCCAAAGAAAGGAGGAACGAUUGUGAUUACCAAUGAGAAGAAUGAGUUGGAGAAUAUGCAUAGACUAUCGGAAGUUAAAUCAAGCCACAAGGAAGGAUCAUUUUCCUCUUCCUUAUAUGGAUCAAAUGUUGAAGCGACUGGCUGGUCAAACUUACUACUAUUUCUUAUAUGGAGGUGCAUGCUGGAAAUUUUUGCUGAUUUGGUGGAGAAAUGUAUUACGGUCUUCAUGGAUGACUUCUCUAUUUUUGGGGCUUCAUAUGAUUUGUCUUUGGAGAAUCUUGAGCUAGUUUUGAAAAGGUUCAUUGAGACCAAUUUAGUUCUGAAUUGGGAGAAGUUCCAUUUUAUGGUUCAAGAAGGCAUUGUUCUUGGCCAUAAAAUUUUAGCCAGAGGAAUAGAAGUGGACAAGGCCAAGAUUGAUGUGAUAGAGAAGUUGCCUCCCCCAAUUAAUGUUAAGGGUGUUCGUAGCUUCCUUGGGCACUCCGGUAUCUACAGGAGGUUCAUCAAGGACUUUUCUAAGAUUGCCAAACCAUUGUGCACCUUACUGAACAAGGACCAACCCUUUUCUCUUUGA
Molecule: messenger RNA, 1062 nt
Organism: Cajanus cajan (pigeon pea)
Lineage: Eukaryota; Viridiplantae; Streptophyta; Magnoliopsida; Fabales; Fabaceae
Source: RefSeq, a predicted model, not a curated record